GUCUACUAUUAUGUUUUAGCAUGGAAGUAAAAGUAAAGAAAACAAGAGCUCCAAAGACAACAAAUAAGCAAUUAGAAUUUUUAAUUGCAUACAUGGAAAAUCAUACUGCUUUUGCCACAGGCAAACUAUUAACAGCAAGGGGAAAAGCAGUCCACGAUGAGCAAUGGAAACAAUUAACCGAAAAUUUAAAUUGUUUAGAUGGACCAUCAAAAGGAAUAGAUGGCUGGAAAAAACUGUGGUGUGAUCAAAGGAAUCAAGCUCGAACUAGGGCAGCAAAAGCUAAAGCAGCACAGAAACUUACUGGCAAUACCGGAACUCCAAUUCAAUUAAAAGAUUUUGAUUUACGAAUUUUAUCUAUUUUUGGAGGUGAAUCAUCUAUAGGUUUACCCGUGAUGGAAGUGGGACUUGGUGAGCGGCCUGAGGAUAUUACUGAUCCAUCGUUGCUGUUAGGACUGACAUCAAACAAUAUUUCAGAAGCAAAUGAAAAAGAAAAUGAAGCAACAAUAACGAGGGAAACUAGAAAUAACAAAGAUAUGUAUUCAUUUCCUUUGUGUGAAGAAGAUUCAGUUUUACUAAAUAUUAGUAACGAACAAACAUGUCAGACCAGCAAUUUCAAUAGUGCAAUUGAUAUUCGUGACACUGAUAAAAUUGGUACCAGCAAUUUGUACCAACAUACGACAGUAUCUCAAACCUCGGAAACAGCCUCGAAACAACCAUUGUUAACAUCAAAUAUACUAACUACCCAAAAUAGCAGAAAACGUGUGAGAAGUGAGAAGAUAGAUGAAACACAAAUUUAUCUCAGACAUACGCAAGACAAGCAGAACGAAUGUUUGCAAACAAUGGUUGGGACUUUAAAUCGUAUUGCAUCUGCAACAGAGGAACAAAAUGAACUUUUUAAGAGAUUCAUAACUUUGCAUGAGCAAACAGUAACAGGUUUAUCUACAAUGGUUGAAGUUCUUAAUAAGAGAACAUAAGAAUUAAGUAAGGUUUAUUAUAUUUUAUAUUUUAUUUUUGUUUCUUUUUCACAAGAGUUUAUAUAGCAAAUAGUUUACAUAGCAAACGUCGCGACUUCGGAGAACGUUUAAUGACGACAGCUUAAAUCUUCGGUCGUUCCUACAAUAAUGUGAGAGAAGCCCGAUCUUCACUUUACUUUUUCUACGUAACGAAAGUUACACCUCGGCCUCUCUGUCGCGUGAAGGAGCGCGAGUUUGCAUUACGCGAAUCCUAGGAUAAUUUAUUAGGCGACAAUUUAAUCGAUCUGAAUGCGAGAAGCCUGUUUUUCGGGCCUUUCACACGAGAGCACGACGUAUCGAUUUCGUAGGUAAAUAAAUAUUCGGUAUCCCUCGCUUUUAAUUGUUACAACUGUAUUUAUAGCGUUUCUUGACAAAGAUACGUCUUGCUAGUUUUGAAUCGUCCGCUUUCUUGCCGAGUUUUUCUGCCAAGCGAUUGGAAGAAUAGCUCGACUUUAAGUGCGUGAGAAUGUCUCGUUGAAUGCGGUUCAACAAUUGUAUACUCGGCACAAAGAAAGUUGCGAGUGCCUAGAUCAAAUACUUAAACGAAUAGCUAUCCGAACAAUCAAACUCUAAGUUACACAAUUUAAUUUUUAUAUUUUAUUUUUGUUUCUUUUUCACAAGAGUUUAUAAUAUAUAAAAAUAUU
Messenger RNA from Vollenhovia emeryi, 1657 nucleotides. RefSeq lists its product as uncharacterized. Gene Ontology annotation, cellular component: nucleus. Lineage: Eukaryota; Metazoa; Arthropoda; Insecta; Hymenoptera; Formicidae. The coding region runs from base 21 to 974 and encodes 317 amino acids. The record is from RefSeq and is a predicted model, not a curated record. The transcript is spliced from 6 exons.